Molecule: messenger RNA, 849 nt
Organism: Fonsecaea multimorphosa CBS 102226
Lineage: Eukaryota; Fungi; Ascomycota; Eurotiomycetes; Chaetothyriales; Herpotrichiellaceae
Exons: 1
Coding region: 1-849 (282 amino acids)
Source: RefSeq, a predicted model, not a curated record
AUGGAGGUUCCUGAAGAUCGGCUCACCGCUGAGGCAGCGCGCCUCACUUCCUCGAAGGACGUCACUGCAUUGAAGGUGGUCACAUCAGCUCACCGCGCUGCCGAUUCUAAAAAGACCUCCUCUAUAAAGGGGUUGGCUGAGUCUUGUGAAGACGAUGGACAGCAGUUCAAACUCAACCUCCCCAAACGUCUUGAGUCCAAAUACAAGCAAGCCGACAACAUGAGCGAGACUGUAACGCAGUACAAACACCAUCAUCAUCUGUGGCUGUCAACUGCGGCGCCCGAGGCCCAUGUCCACGUCCCAGCCUCUGAUGAUGCCAACGUUCCCAUCAUUCCUUACUUCUCAUCCGAGCACAAGCACUACGACAACGAAGUCAUCAUCCGAAGUCCCAUGAACAUCACGCUCGACGUCAUCGUCCGAGUAGUGAGUGGGGGGAAAGCGGCGCCCGAGUCCUCGUCGGCCUCUUUCUUCAACAUGACCCUGCCGGCGAGCAAAUGUAGUCUACUCAGCGACCUGCGGCUUCACAUCGCAGUCACGGGCUCCCGCGACGCGAGACUAUUGGAAGAGGCCACAGCUACAAAGCCAGCACCACCAUGCAGCGACGACGACGACGACGACGACGAUGAUGGGCCAGGGAUCAGUCUGAGACUGCUGCGCCUCGUCCGCGACCUCAGCAAGGUGACGUUCCGGCUCGAGGAAGAUGGGCACGUCGCCAAGCUGAACAUCACGCCCACGCGGAUCGACUCCUCCUGCGUCUUUCCCGAGACCGAGUACGAGGCCUGGUAUUAUCGCAAUGUCCUGAGGGGUAACCAGAGGGUGUACACGGUCGAGGUCAAGAUCGAGGCUUGA